AUGUGGGCCAUCAUAGCACUCUUAGUGUUAUACCUUUUCUAUUUACUAAAUUCCAAACUUGGAAGACCGCGUCUCUAUCCUCCAGGACCAACACCAUUACCAAUUUUUGGAAACUUGUUGUCUGUCGCUUUUAACUUAAGGUCUAAGAUUCCUCAUCACGUGUUAUGGCGGUCUUGGGCCCACAUCUACGGCAACAUUCUUGGUCUGAAGCUAGGCUUCAUCAACGUAGUGAUCGUAUCUGGGAAGGAAUUGAUCAAAGAAGUGUCCACACGUGAAGUGUUUGAUGGUCGACCCGAUGGAUUCUUCUUUUUGAUGAGAUCGUUCGGUAAAAAGCUCGGAAUAGUCUUCAACGACGGCUCGUCUUGGUCCAAGACAAGGCGCAUAGUACUAAAAUAUUUGAAAAGCUUUGGAUAUAACUCGCGUUUCAUGGAGAAUUACAUUGGUGAGGAGUGUAGAGCACUCGUUAAGCUAAGGAUGAGCGACGCCGGACAACCGAUACUAGUGAACAACAUGUUCAAUAUCACUAUCGUGAACAUAUUGUGGAGACUCGUCGCUGGGAAAAGAUACGAUUUAGAAGACAAGAAGCUUAAAACAUUAUGCGACUUGAUAAUGAGGUUGUUUCGGGCUGUGGACAUGAGCGGUGGCAUUCUGAACUUUAUGCCAUUUAUGAGGCAUGUUCUACCAGGUCCAUCAGGGUAUACAGAACUGACAUCCAUUCACAAGGCUCUUCACGACUUUCUGAGGGAAACCAUACAAGAACACCAACAAAGCAUCGACGUCAACAACCCCCGGGACGUCAUAGACGCCUUUCUCAUCGAGAAAAUGGAAUCUAAAGAUCAAUUCUUUACAGAUGAGGAACUACAAGUGGUCUGCCUGGACUUGCUGGAGGCUGGUAUGGAAACUGUGUCCAACACAGCUGUGUUCAUGCUCCUCCACAUUGUUUGCAAUUAUGAUGUGCAGAGAAAAUUACACCAUGAAAUCGAUGAUGUCAUCGGCCCUCUACGACCUCCUGCGCUUAGUGACCGAACAAGUAUGGUGUACACCGAGGCAGUGCUUUUGGAGUCAUUGCGGAUAUCAAGCGUAGCGGCUAUGGGCAUACCGCACAUGGCACUAGACGACGCAAGACUUGGCGAUUAUAUUAUACCCAAGGGCACAUUCGUACUCCUAUCAAUGUUCGACCUUCACAACAGUCCUCAUUGGAAGGACCCUGAUGAGUUUCGGCCAGAGCGGUUCAUCACUAAAGACGGGAAUUUAAUACAAGAUGAGUCACUAAUGCCGUUUGGAACAGGAAGAAGACGUUGUAUAGGCGAAGGGCUGGCGCGGUCCGAACUUUUCAUGUUUAUCACGCAUAUCCUGCAAAAGUUCUAUUUGAAGAUACCAGAUGGCGACACUGUGCCGUCCCUAGAGCCCAACGAUGGCCUUUCACUGUCUGCCAAACCUUUCAGAAUAGUAUUUGAAAGUCGAAAUAACUUAUAA
Molecule: messenger RNA, 1476 nt
Organism: Spodoptera littoralis (African cotton leafworm)
Lineage: Eukaryota; Metazoa; Arthropoda; Insecta; Lepidoptera; Noctuidae
Source: the annotation of a GenBank genome assembly